ACGUCAAGUCCUCAUGUAAAUGCAACAAAAAGUCGCGUUUUUAAUUGCUCCUAGCAUCUUUACCUAGUUAUAAAAUAAAUACCUAGAAAAAGUUUACCUCACUAGAACUGGAAUCUGAUGCCCUGCUGUUGUUUAAUAAUUUGCCAUUAAGUCUCAGUGUACAAGGGAAACGACUGAAAAAUCAUGAUCAGAAAAAGGUGUUCGCCGUCGCGAUAGUUGAAACUAGCACAACUCGCGGUUGGAGCGGACGGGCCGGAAUAUAUGUGACCUAAAUUAUUGUUUUCGCCAUAGGGACAGCCCAACUUGGAGAUUACGGAGAAGGCAUCCAGCAGCGAAUCUUGGCACAAUUUGAUCUCAUUAGAAGACAGCUACACUUCCGUAUUUGCGUUGUCGAGACUAGAAUGGCGACUUACAAUAAUCCCCACUGGUUGCUGUCCCACAUUCGUAACUCGUUCAUCUCCACCGAUGACACCGGAUUGAGCGAGACGGUAAUGAUGCUCGAGGACAUUCCAGCCCAAUAUGCCCAACUGCACAAGCAGGCAGCACAAUCUGCUAGUGAAGAACUGUCCGAAACGCCGAGGGAAGAAGCACGGUUACCGGAACCACUGUUGAGUUACUCUGAUUUUUAUUGCUAUCCAGGGCUUGAGGAUUCGGACGAUGAUGAAGCAGAUUCAUUGUCGCAAUCCUAUGAAAUUCAGAUGGACCAGGAAGUGGGGUUUCACCGACAACGUUCCAACACAGAUCAGAAGCUGGAAAGACUCGAGAUAGCCAGAAGGAAAGCAGCAAGAAUUAAAAAUAUUAAGUACGAAACAGCGGUUCAACAAGGCGAUGAAGGCGAUGAUGAACUGUUCGUGCGAAAGCAGGUCAAGUUGGUUGAUGAAGAGAAACGAACGUCGAUGUUGACCAAACAGCUGGAAACGUAUCCUAUAAUGCCGCAGAAUAAAUUUCUCGAGUAUGCCAAAUAUGAUGGAACUUCUCAAACGGAGGUACCAACAAAAAUGUUCAAGAUUUUUCUCGGUAUGAUGCCGGAGGAGCAACAGCGAGCAUAUCCGGUUUCAGUUUGUGUCACUGCUACUGCCAAAAUCCAGGAUUUUAUAGGUUUAAUUUGUUAUAAGUGUAGUCUAGUGUAUCCGGAUGUAAGUUUGCGGUCUGUCCGACAUUACGGUCUUUUUAUGACGGAGGAGGAUGGAGAAAUAGAUUUAGAUUUUCCUGCCUUGGAUGUUAACGAACAGUGUUCAAAGUUUUGUUUUACACAUUUGGCGAUAGCUGAGAGGAAGCCACCAGAACUUCAAGCUCAAACUAGUUUGAGUGGCUCAUCGGUGGUUCGAAGUGAUUUGCGCACUCGAUCAAUAACCUCAGAACUGGGAGAACCAAGUUGGCAGAGCGCGUACCGAACAGAAGAGUCAUCUGCUGCCGAUACGAAGAUGUUAACCCCUCAACAAAAAAAGGAUCUUGACAAGAUGCAAGGACAUACCUCAAAGCUAGAAGCUCCACAGUAUCGGUCGUUUCAAGUUUUUAUAAUCCAUAAAGCGCGUUUGAAAACAGAAGUUCAGCUCGGUAUAUCCGGCGACAAACUCGAGAUUGAUCCUGUCCAGCCAAAAUCCACAGCAAAGUUUUGGCCCCGUCAGAAAUCAGCUAACCACAGCAUGGAUUCAAUCGCUCAUUGUUCAAUGGUGGAACGAAAGACCUCCAAAGCAACUUUGAGGAUAGUUUACAGCGCCACAUCGUAUCCACAAGGUUUAUCUGCUUCAACCGGAACUGAUUUUGUUAUGUCGAGUCCUACAAUCCGACAGCAGCAAGCAUCAGGACAAACUUCGGCUCUUUUUAAACAUUACGACAUUGAAACCGAUCCUGCCACGGCACAAGAGAUCGUAGAAAAAAUCAACAAUAUCCUCGAGGUCCGAUCCAGUCCAGUACGACGGGAAUACAUUGCCAGCCGAAGUGCCCGCUGAAGAUGGAUCCUAUCGUCGGCUUCGUCAUACAAACACCCGCCAACAAACGACCCGUGUAGAUAUUCUCAUCUAUCAAUUCACUGCCAGUCCUUCAAUACAGAUUAUUUAUUUUUACAACCCAUUCAUUCCCCUUAUUCACUUCUGUGCGAUCGUUACAUAGUUCCUUUAUAUUGUUCAAAGAAAUCGUUUUUGAGCUAAAGUUCUAGGGUCUUCCAGGCAGAGGAAUAUAAUGCGUUGGAAACAUUACAAGAAAGACGAACGGUUUGUCGGUAUAGAAGAUCACCGUAGUAGUAGUAGUAGCACACAGUAGUGUGGAAGUAGUUUUUAUACAGGUGGUCAUUUGGCAUAAUUAAGGUAAAACGUUACUUUAAGUUGGUUUUAACAUUAGUAUGUUUUCAAAUUGAUUGCAGAAAGCAGAUCAAAAUUUAGCAUCUUCAGCAAGUUAAAGGUGUUAACCGCUUACCUCGGCCUAACACUUUAUAUUUUUUUUCUGGAAAUCGCGACCUUUGGAGGGAAAGUUUUUAGAAACUAGUUACGAAUCACAAAUAUGUUUUUGACCGAGUGCUUAAAGUACCAUCAGCUAGUAGUUUUUCGUCCAAAUAGCGAUGGCGAUUUUGUUACUUCCUCGUAAAUUUUCGAAUCAAUCACUUUCUAACCUUAGACAAAGAAUGAAAUCGCGAGUAAAUCAACGACCGACAUUUUGUGGUAAGUGCUUUUUUCAAUUUCAAACAAACCCGGUUUUUCUUUUGUUUGAAGCUUGUUUAAAAUCAUGUCCAAAAAAAAAAAAACAAAAAAUAGAUCACCAAACUUAUAAUGCCAAACACCGUGCAGGAUAGACCGCAAGAAAAUAAUGCAACAUAAACCGAACAGCCCGAUAUGCUAGUAUACUGUGCCUGAGUCACAAGCAUGCAAUUAUACAACUCUUAGUAAAUGGAAAGUGUUCAUCAGUUUUAGGUUUAAACUACAAAGCAAGCAAGCAAACAAACAAACACAUAGCUAUAUAAUGAUAAUUUUGGCAGCAGCCAGCAAGGAAGAGAUUACAGUUUACACUCAUUCUCGCAACCGUACUGAAACCAUUACAGCAUAGAAGAAAAUAGAAUGCAACUGAAAAUAGCCAAUAUCUACUGUUAGGAAGCGUCAUGGUCGGCACUAGACAGCAGCUAAAGUCCCUUUAGGGAGACAAUGAAGCCACACAUCAAUAAGGCACCUUCAGGUAUUCUUUUUAUGUCGAGUUCGAAUCAUACAGUAUGCUCACUACCUACGCAGGUCCGUUGCUAAAGGAUAAAAUACAAUGCAAAGAAAUUACUGUAUCAUAUGAAACCUGUAUAAAUGUAAAAAACAAAAUCUAGGUUGUAAGUUACAUCUGCAUGUAUUUUUAUUUAAAAACUGGAUAAUUGGUAGGAUUGGAGAAAGCUUUUUUGCUGACAGCUUCAGUUUUUUUAAUGUGGAACCCGAACACUAUUUUAUUGUUUGUUACAUACAGUAAAAUUACCUUGCAAAUUCAAUAGUUCUACGAUAUUUAUUACAGCUAUACUUUUUUACAAAAUACAAACUCAAAAUUUCAUUAAAACAAACCUUCUUAUGAUACUCUAUCCGAAUAUCCAGUAGCAUUUACAAGAUUUACUAAUGGGAAGAAAGUUUUCGUGCGUCUUAUAAGUUUUUCGUAUAUAGUUCCGUCUAUAGUUUAAUGUUUCAGACGUC
Wyeomyia smithii (pitcher-plant mosquito) is the source of this 3653-nucleotide messenger RNA. RefSeq names its product stress-activated map kinase-interacting protein 1 (gene Sin1). Gene Ontology annotation, molecular function: phosphatidylinositol-4,5-bisphosphate binding. The record is from RefSeq and is a predicted model, not a curated record. NCBI's taxonomy places the organism in Eukaryota, Metazoa, Arthropoda, Insecta, Diptera, Culicidae. Gene Ontology annotation, cellular component: cytoplasm; TORC2 complex; plasma membrane. Bases 402 to 1952 code for a protein of 516 amino acids. Gene Ontology annotation, biological process: TORC2 signaling. The transcript has 2 exons.